Phyllostomus discolor (pale spear-nosed bat) is the source of this 4762-nucleotide messenger RNA. It is a transcript of the gene PXDN, whose product is annotated as peroxidasin. Gene Ontology annotation, biological process: response to oxidative stress. Lineage: Eukaryota; Metazoa; Chordata; Mammalia; Chiroptera; Phyllostomidae. The record is from RefSeq and is a predicted model, not a curated record. The transcript is spliced from 23 exons. Bases 92 to 4522 code for a protein of 1476 amino acids. Gene Ontology annotation, molecular function: protein binding; heme binding; peroxidase activity.
CGGGCGGGCGGGCGCAGUCCGGACCCGGCCGGGGACGCGCCGGGGCCUCCGCGGUAGUCGGGGCGUCCGAGCGUCCUCGCGCGCCGUGGCCAUGGCCGUGCGCCCCGCGCGCGCCUGCCUGCUGGCUCUGCUGCUGUGCUACGACUGGGGGUCGCUGGUCGCGGUGGCCCAGAGGCCGGGCGCCGGGUGCCCGAGCCGCUGCCUCUGCUUCCGCAGCACGGUGCGCUGCAUGCAUCUGCUCCUGGAGGCCGUGCCGGCCGUGGCGCCGCAGACCUCCAUUCUGGACCUCCGCUUCAACCGGAUCCGAGAGAUCCAGCCCGGAGCGUUCCGGAAGCUGAGGAACCUGAACACGCUGCUGCUGAACAACAACCACAUCCGGAGCAUCCCCGGCGGGGCCUUCGAGGACCUCGAGAACCUGAAAUAUCUCUAUCUGUACAAGAAUGAGAUCCAGGCGAUUGACAGGCAAGCCUUUCAGGGACUUUCCUCCCUAGAGCAACUGUACCUGCACUUCAACCAGAUAGAAACCCUGGACCCCGAGUCCUUCCGGCACUUGCCGAAGCUGGAGAGGCUGUUCCUGCACAACAACCGCAUCACACACUUGGUCCCUGGGACGUUCAGCCACUUGGAGUCCAUGAAGAGACUGCGCCUGGACUCGAACGCCCUGCACUGCGACUGCGAGACGCUCUGGCUGGCGGACCUGCUGCAGACGUACGCCCGCUCCGGGAACGCGCAGGCCGCCGCCACCUGCGAGCACCCGCGCCGCCUGCAGGGCCGGUCGGUGGCCACCAUCACGCCGGAGGAGCUGGACUGUGAAAGGCCCCGGAUCACGUCGGAGCCCCAGGACGCCGACGUCACCUCGGGGAACACCGUGUUCUUCACCUGCAGAGCCGAGGGCAACCCCAAACCCGAGAUCAUCUGGCUGCGGAACAACAACGAGCUGAGCAUGGGGACGGACUCGCGCCUGAACCUGCUGGACGACGGGACCCUGAUGAUCCGCGACACCCAGGAGGCGGACCAGGGCGUGUACCAGUGCAUGGCCAAGAACGCGGCCGGGGAGGUGAAGACGCAGGAGGUGACCCUCCGCUACUUCGGAGCGCCAGCCCGGCCCACCUUCGUGAUCCAGCCGCAGAACACGGAGGUGCUGGUCGGCGAGAGCGUGACGCUGGAGUGCAGCGCCGCGGGCCACCCGCUGCCGCGGGUCACCUGGACCAGGGGCGACCGCUCGCCCCUCCCCGAGGACCCCCGCGUGAGCACCACGCCCUCAGGCGGCCUCUUCAUCCAGAACGUGGCGCAGGAGGACGGCGGCGAGUACACCUGCUUCGCCACCAACAGCCUGGACAGCAUCCACGCCACGGCCCUCAUCAUCGUCCAGGCCCUUCCCGAGUUCACGGUGACCCCUCAGGACAGAGCUGCCAUCGAGGGCCAGACUGUGGACUUCCAGUGCGAGGCCAAGGGCUACCCUCAGCCUGUCAUCGCGUGGACGAAAGGAGGGAGCCAGCUGUCUGUGGACCGGCGGCACCUGGUGCUGUCUUCGGGCACACUGCGGAUCUCGGGCGUCGCCCUGCACGACCAGGGCCAGUACGAGUGCCAGGCCGUCAACAUCAUCGGCUCCCAGAGGGUCGUGGCGCACCUGACGGUCCAGCCCCGAGUCACACCAGUGUUCAGCAGCGUCCCCGGCGACCAGACGGUGGAGGUGGGCACCAGUGUGCAGCUGCCCUGCAGCUCCCAGGGGGAGCCAGAGCCAGCCAUCACCUGGAACAAGGAUGGGGUGCAGGUGACGGAAAGUGGGAAGUUCCACAUCAGCCCCGAGGGGUUCCUGACCAUCCACGAUGUGGGGACCGCCGACGCAGGCCGCUACGAGUGCGUGGCCCGGAAUACCAUCGGGCAGGCCUCGGUCAGCAUGGUGCUCAGCGUGAGCGUCCCUGACGUCAGUCGGAACGGGGACCCGUUUGUGGCCACAUCCAUCGUGGAAGCCAUCGCCACCGUCGACAGGGCCAUAAACUCCACUCGGACACACCUGUUUGACAGCCGACCUCGCACCCCCAACGACCUGCUGGCCCUGUUCCGCUACCCGAGGGACCCCUACACCGUGGAGCAGGCGCGCGCCGGCGAGAUAUUCGAGCGGACGCUGCAGCUGAUCCAGGAGCACGUGCGGCACGGCCUCAUGGUGGACCUCAACGGCACCGGUUACCACUACAACGACCUGGUGUCUCCGCAGUACUUGAGCCUCAUUGCCAACCUGUCGGGCUGCACGGCGCACCGGCGCGUGAACAACUGCUCCGACAUGUGCUUCCACCAGAAGUACCGGACGCACGACGGCACCUGCAACAACCUGCAGCACCCCAUGUGGGGCGCCUCACUGACCGCCUUCGAGCGCCUGCUGAAGGCUGUGUACGAGAAUGGCUUCAACACCCCUCGGGGCGUGAACCCGGGCCGGCUGUACCACGGGCACGCGCUCCCCAUGCCGCGCCUGGUGUCCACCACCCUGAUCGGGACCGAGACCAUCACGCCCGAUGCGCAGUUCACCCACAUGCUCAUGCAGUGGGGCCAGUUCCUGGACCACGACCUGGACUCCACGGUGGUGGCCCUGAGCCAGGCCCGCUUCUCCGACGGGCAGCACUGCAGCUCAGUGUGCAGCAACGACCCCCCGUGCUUCUCGCUCGCCAUCCCACCCAACGACCCACGCGUCAGGAACGGUGCACGGUGCAUGUUCUUCGUGCGCUCCAGCCCGGUGUGCGGCAGCGGCAUGACCUCCCUGCUCAUGAACUCCGUGUACCCUCGGGAGCAGAUCAACCAGCUCACCUCCUAUAUCGACGCCUCCAACGUGUACGGGAGCUCGGAGCACGAGGCGCGCGCAGUGCGCGACCUGGCCAGCCAGCGUGGGCUGCUGCGACAAGGCAUCGCGCAGCGAUCCGGGAAGCCGCUGUUGCCCUUCGCUAGCGGGCCGCCCACCGAGUGCAUGCGGGACGAGAGCGAGAGCCCCAUCCCGUGCUUCCUGGCUGGCGACCACCGCGCCAACGAGCAGCUGGGCCUCACCAGCAUGCACACGCUGUGGUUCCGCGAGCACAACCGCGUGGCGACCGAGCUGCUGGCGCUGAACCCGCACUGGGACGGCGACACCCUGUACCACGAGGCCCGCAAGAUCGUGGGCGCGCAGGUGCAGCACAUCACCUACCAGCACUGGCUCCCCAAGGUGCUGGGCGAGGUGGGCAUGAAGAUGCUGGGCGAGUACCACGGCUACGACCCGGGCGUCAACGCCGGCAUCUUCAACGCCUUCGCCACCGCCGCCUUCCGCUUCGGCCACACGCUGAUCAACCCCGUGCUGCAGCGGCUGGACGAGGACUUCCAGCCCGUCGCGCAGGGCCACGUGCCGCUGCACAAGGCCUUCUUCUCCCCGUUCCGCAUCGUCAACGAGGGCGGCAUCGACCCGCUGCUGCGGGGCCUGUUCGGGGUGCCCGGCAAGAUGCGCGUGCCCUCGCAGCUGCUGAACACCGAGCUCACCGAGCGCCUCUUCUCCAUGGCGCACACCGUGGCCCUGGACCUGGCGGCCAUCAACAUCCAGCGCGGGCGCGACCACGGCAUCCCGCCCUACCACGACUACCGCGUCUACUGCAACCUGUCGUCCGCCCACACCUUCGAGGACCUGAAAAACGAGAUAAAAAACCCCGAGAUCCGGGAGAAGCUCAGACGGCUGUACGGGUCCCCCCUCAACAUCGACCUGUUCCCGGCCCUCAUGGUGGAGGACCUGGUGCCGGGCAGCCGCCUGGGCCCCACGCUGCUGUGCCUGCUGAGCACCCAGUUCAAGCGCCUCCGGGACGGGGACAGGCUCUGGUACGAAAACCCCGGCGUGUUCUCGCCGGCCCAGCUGACGCAGAUCAGGCAGACGUCCCUGGCCAGGGUGCUGUGCGACAACGCCGACAACAUCACACGCGUGCAGAGGGACGUGUUCCGGGUGGCGGAGCUCCCGCACGGCUACGGCAGCUGCGAGGACAUCCCCAGGGUGGACCUGCGGCUGUGGCAGGACUGCUGCGAAGACUGCAGGACCAGGGGCCAGUUCCACGCCUUCUCUUACCACUUCCGAGGCCGGCGGUCCCUGGAGUUCAGCUACCGGGAGGACGAGCCCACCCCGGAGGCUGGGCCCGGGAAGACGCUGAGUGUCGGGGAGCACGGCGAGCGUCCCAGGAACGCCACCCCCCCCUCCUCCGAGCACCCGCAGGGGCCGGGGACGAGCGACUUCCGGGACUUCGUCCUGGAGAUGCAGAAGACCAUCAGCGAUCUCAGGGAACAGAUAAAGAAACUUGAGUCUCGGCUCAGCGCGGCCGAGUGCACGGACGCGGACGGGGAGCCCCACGCGGACGGCGCCAGGUGGAAGCGAGACGCAUGCACCCUCUGCGAGUGCCGACACGGGCAGGUCACCUGCUUCGUGGAAGCCUGCCAGCCCGCCGACUGCCCCGCGCCUGAGAGAGUGGACGGAGCCUGUUGUCCGUCCUGCCCGAAGGACAGCCCGGGAGUGCGGCCUUAGACCCCUCGUGCUCCGAGAGCCCCUCCACGUGUCCCCUGCGGUCAGCGGCCGGGGCGGGGCCUGCAGGCCGGAGGACGCCGAGGACGCGGCCGCUGCGGACACAGCGCGGGGGCUCGGAGCAGAGACUGCGCGGCAGGAGCAGACACGAGUCCUGACUUCACGUUAGAUUCUCAGGUUUUUAUUUAAUGUUUUUAACGAAAACUCGGUGCUACUAUUAAAUUGCACAGUUAAGUCAUUUAG